Molecule: messenger RNA, 1072 nt
Organism: Dermacentor albipictus
Lineage: Eukaryota; Metazoa; Arthropoda; Arachnida; Ixodida; Ixodidae
Product: protein TsetseEP-like
Source: RefSeq, a predicted model, not a curated record
GACGGCACUCCCUCCUUCGUUCACUCAGGACAAGGAUUUCCCACCAUGAGCACACAUCUACUGCUCGGGCUCCUGCUGGGAGUAGUAGCCACCGCCUACUCUGAAGAAUCACACAAAUGGCCGAGCUGGGAUAACUACGGCAAGAGCGGAGCAAGAUGCGAAAGAGCGUUCAAUCUCCAACUCCCCUUCCGAGUCCGGUGUCGGUACCUCUGCAAAGGAUGGCCAGUCCGUGCUAUUAACGAAGCUGAUGGUGAGCCCUGUGCUGCUCUGUUCCGCGGGACCGGAAAGUGCCAAAAUGGACGGUGCGUGGUAGGCAGUUCAACGUGGUCCGUCUCGCGGCCAGACACAGAAUUUGACGCCAGGGGCCGACCCGAACCGACGCCAGAGACAAGCACAGAGCCUCCGGCAUCCCAGGGUGCAAGCGAAGCCGAAGGAGCGCAGCCUGGCGCUGAAGCCGCGCCCGAAUACCCAGUUGCUACAGAAACAUCUGCUGCGCCCGAACCUGUCCCGGAACCUGAACAGCAACCUGGAGUGGAUCCCGAUACACAACCAGAACCGGAACCUUCGUCGGAAGGUGCGGCACCUGAAGAUGGUGAGGCAUCUACCGAGUCACAGCCUGAGGUAGAGCCGGAAAUUCAGCCCGAAGCACAGCCGGCGGCAUCGCCAGAGCCUGAAGCACAGCCAGAGCCAGAAGCGCAGCCACAGCCCGAAGCACAGCCGGAGUCACAACCUGAGGCACAGCCAGAGCCACAGCCAGAAUCCGAGCCUGAACCACAGCCUGAAGCACAGCCAGAAGGACAGCCAGAGCCACAGCCUGAACCACAGCCUGAAGCACAGCCAGAGGGACAGUCCGAGCCAGAGCCACAGCCUGAACCACAGUCAGAAGCAGGACCUCAACCAGAGUCUGAAGCACAGCCGGAACAGCCAGAACAGCAACCGGCUGAAGCCCCAGAAAUUCCCCAAAUUGGCGAAGAACAGAAUGUGCCAGCAGAACAACAAGGAGGCGCAUCCCAGCCCGAGCCGCAACCAGGCGGCGAUGCUGAAAAUGAGGUGCCUCAAUAAAAAUGGUGUC